AUCUCUGCUUGCAUCAACCCCAUCGCAGUCCCUGCAGCCGUCGCAGCCCACCGCCCCGUCCAUUGCACCCACAAGCGACGACAGAAGCCAUGGAAACCAACGAACCUUGCAGCUUGAACGUCGAUCUUCACGUCAAAUACUUCAACCGGUGCACAUCGCUGAUGCCACAGGACUACACCUCGCUUGACACCUCCAGGCUCAUGCUGGCCUACUUUGCCCUCUCGGGACUGGAUCUGCUUGGCGCUGUCGACAAGGUCGUUUCUCCCGAGAACAAGAAGCACUGGAUCGAAUGGAUAUAUGCCCAACAAAUUCACCCCGACGAGCGCCCGGAGCUCAAAGACCAGAGUCUAGGGCGAUGCGGAUUCCGUGGCUCGCCCUUCAUGGGGGCGCCUCACGAUCCGCACGCCUGUUCGACGCCAUUCACAGCUUACGAUGCCAGCCAUGUCACAAUGUCCUAUACGGCCUUGCUGACUCUAAUAAUCCUUGGUGACGACCUGUCGCGAGUCGACCGUGCGGCUGUCGCUGCUGGAAUUAAGGCACUGCAGCUUCCAAGUGGCAGCUUUGUCGACAGCCUCGGCAACGAAGAGCACGAUCUGCGAUUUGUCUUCUCUGCAUGCGCCGUUUCCUUCCUGAUCCGGGACUGGAGCGGCAUCGACCAAGAUCGCAUCGUUGAGCACAUCUUGGCUUCUCAAGCAUUCGAUGGUGGAUUCGGUAGAGGUCCCGCCAACGAGGCUCAUGGUGGAAUAACGUACUGCGCCCUUGCAUCUCUGGCUCUGAUGGGUCGCCUGGAUGCUCUGGAUGCCAGCAGCAAGAAGCGGUGCCUGGAGUGGUGUCUGUUCCGCCAGUCCAGUGGAUUCCAAGGCCGCCCUGCCAAGAUCCCCGACACCUGCUACUCCUUCUGGGUUGGAGCCAGCCUGCAUAUCCUUGGAUACUAUCAUCUUGUCGAUACCAAACGAGACCAGGAGUUCCUCAAGACGACGGAAACCGUCUGGGGAGGAUUUGGAAAGUAUCCUGGCUUGCCUCCAGAUAUCAUGCACUCCUAUCUUGGUCUUGCUGCAAUGGCCUUGAACGGAGCGCAUGGCGUGCAUGGGCUCCACUCGAGUCUGAACAUCUCUGCCCCGACCUUUGAGCGAAUCAAGUCCCAGGUCGUGUGGUGGCGAGACGAGUAGUCCAUCGGUCAACGAGGCCCGUGCAAGGACACCGGCUCUAUGCUCGAUCCAGCGCAUCGAAGGCGCCGAUCUCCUCUGCGAUGGUCUACUUGUAUGAGGGAACACAGCUGACAGCCGAUGGUCUGUAGCUAGCGCAGGCUCGGCCGGCCCAGUCUCAGCCAACAGCAGCGCCGAAUCAAUGAACAGGAUACCCUGGCUUCAUUUUGAAUGGAAUACAUACACAGCCAUCGUCUAAAAUG
Molecule: messenger RNA, 1408 nt
Organism: Polychytrium aggregatum
Lineage: Eukaryota; Fungi; Chytridiomycota; Chytridiomycetes; Polychytriales
Product: geranylgeranyl transferase type-1 subunit beta-like protein
Exons: 5
Coding region: 90-1169 (359 amino acids)
Biological process (GO): protein geranylgeranylation
Cellular component (GO): CAAX-protein geranylgeranyltransferase complex
Molecular function (GO): CAAX-protein geranylgeranyltransferase activity
Source: RefSeq, a predicted model, not a curated record